AUGUCAGAGCUCCCUCGAGAAGGUCGUCAACGUGGAUCCGAUUGGGUUUGCCUUCUCGUAGCAGGGCCGGAGGUCAAUCUAAAAUCGUUGCUGAGCGAAAAUUCAUUUCCAUCCGACUAUGCCCCCCUGUCACCGGACUUCAUGUUCCUGCCCGUCUCCGUCCUCCAGGAAGAGGUGGAGCGGAUCGGAGCCGACCUGAUGAAGCUGAAGGAAUCCGUGUUGGACAAACAGAGUCAGGUCUUGUCUCGAGACCCCAGGGGCCUCGAUGAGACCAGGAACAUGCUUUUCGAGCUGGAGAGGACUUACCUCGAGCUGCACGACAGAUGGAAGUUUGGACAAAGCCUCGCUGAGAACCUCACCAAGUGCUUUGGUGAAAUCGUGCGGUUGCAAGCCAAGGACAAUAACAAGGCAAGGUACUCGAGGACCCUCUCGCAGCGGGUUGAGACCCAGAUCACCCUGUCGAGCAUGACCCAGCAAGAUCUUGAUGCCAUCCCUUCCAAGUUGGACCAGCAACACCGCAUGGUAACCAUUGUUAGCCUAGUCUCUGACCACGAGCUGUUCGCUGAUUCAUUGCAGAUUGACUCUAAGCUGAGCAUAAUGAUUGCGGAGGACACUCGCCGUGAUAGCUCCUCGAUGAAGACCAUUGCCGUGCUCACUUUAUUCUUCUUGCCAGCCACUGCUCUGGCCUCGAUUUUCGGCAUGUCCAUGUUUGAUUGGGGGGCUCGGGACGAAAAGGAUAUCGUGUCUCGGCAUUUCUGGAUCUAUAUCGUUGUGGCAGUUCUGCUAACGCUGGCUGUGCUUGCUGGCUGGAUCUUGUGGUACUCGUGGAACCAAAAGAUAUAUGAAAAGAAAUGGCGAAGGGAUAUUGAGACCGCCAACACUCCGACAGCAAAGCACGAGGACUAG
Molecule: messenger RNA, 906 nt
Organism: Fonsecaea multimorphosa CBS 102226
Lineage: Eukaryota; Fungi; Ascomycota; Eurotiomycetes; Chaetothyriales; Herpotrichiellaceae
Exons: 3
Coding region: 1-906 (301 amino acids)
Source: RefSeq, a predicted model, not a curated record